UUGGCUGUUGUAGCAACAAGUCAGCUGCUGGUUGCUAGGGAACAGGGAUCGAGUUGUGUUCAACACUGCCGCCAUUCAGAACACACACAAUCAAGAGGUUGUCCUCAAACACUCGCGCUCUGCUGGUUUUCCUCACGAAUUCUCACUGUGCAAUUCCUGUAGAGGUACUCAAGAACUAAAGGUUGCCAUGGCAAAGCUGGUGUCCCCGCCCCCAAAGUUCACCAAGGAUGAGUGGACCGUCUCCAACCUCACCAAGUACCACUCCGCGGAGGCCGAGCGCUCGCGGUCCGAGAGGCUCGUCGCCGAGAGCCAGCGGCUCAUGAACGAGACGGAACAGACCACCCGCCGCACGCAGAGGGACGUCAACAAGAAACUAGAACAGAGGAUUGAUGACAUUGACUUUUGGAAGUCGGAGUUGGACCGGAAGUUGGAGGAAAUCACCAACGAGACAGACACACUGCUGGAGUACAAGACUCGGCUGGAGAAGGGCAUCGAGGCUUGCGAGGAGCCGCUCCGGAUCGCACAGACAUGCCUUGCUAACAGACAAAACCGAGCGUCGAUCGACCUGGUCCAUGACGAUGUGGAGAGGGAGCUGCUGAAGGAGGUGGAGACCAUCCAGGGGGUGAUGGAGCUGCUGAUGAGAACACACGAGCAGGCUGUGGAGCAGAUUCGGCUCAACCGCUCCGCCAAGUUCCACCUGGAGAAGGACCUGAGGGACAAACUGUCGGCGCUCAACAUCGAUGACUUCUGCUCGACUCUCACCAACAACACGCCAACCAUCGGAUACGCAGACACAGCCGUCAAGAUACAGGCAAACUCUGUGACUCCCCAAGAUUGGCGCUCGUUCUCGGACGACAACAUCGCGAAGGCCGACAAGCAGAAGAACCUGUCCAUCCAGCUGCGCUCGCUGAUCGACGGCGUGCUGGUGCAGACCGCGGACGAUAUGCAGAAGCAGGUCGACACCACGAACUUGGCCUUCCGCAAGCGAGUGGACGAGACGAAGCUGGCCAAGUCCAAACUGGAGGACCAUCUGGGCAAGGUAAUGGACGAGGUGACAUCCCAGGAGAAGAACAACGCAGCGCUGAGGAAAGCCAUCGCGGAUAAGGAGGCGCCGAUGCAGGUGGCGCAGACCCGCCUCGGUAACCGUGAGCAACGGCCGAACGUGGAGCUGUGCCGCGAUCCCGCACAGUACAGGCUGGUGGGAGAGGUCGGGGAAAUCUCCGAAAAUGUUCAAAGAUUACAAGAGCUGCUGUACGCGUCGGACGUGGAGCUGAAGGGCCUUCGGAGGAACCAGCUGAUCCUGGAGGAGGACAUCGAGGUCAAGGCCAACUCUCUCCACAUCGACGAGGUGCAGUGUAUGCAGCUCAGGGAGGGCAUCAACAUCAAGAGCUUCUAACUGGGACAGUAUAUAGUCUAGCUGUAGUUUAUAUCACACCACUGGUU
Branchiostoma floridae (Florida lancelet) is the source of this 1443-nucleotide messenger RNA. RefSeq names its product tektin-1-like. NCBI's taxonomy places the organism in Eukaryota, Metazoa, Chordata, Leptocardii, Amphioxiformes, Branchiostomatidae. Gene Ontology annotation, cellular component: microtubule cytoskeleton; nucleus. Bases 188 to 1396 code for a protein of 402 amino acids. The record is from RefSeq and is a predicted model, not a curated record. The transcript has 8 exons. Gene Ontology annotation, biological process: cilium movement involved in cell motility; cilium assembly.